This is a messenger RNA of Papaver somniferum (opium poppy), 1653 nucleotides long. RefSeq lists its product as uncharacterized. The coding region runs from base 1 to 1653 and encodes 550 amino acids. The record is from RefSeq and is a predicted model, not a curated record. Lineage: Eukaryota; Viridiplantae; Streptophyta; Magnoliopsida; Ranunculales; Papaveraceae. The transcript is spliced from 3 exons.
AUGGUAAACAUCAUUUCUCCCAUGCAAUCAGCAUAUGUCCCAGGGAGAUUGAUCUCUGAAAAUAUCUGUUUGGUUCAAGAAUUAGUUCAAGCUAUGAAGAAGAAAAAAGGUCGAACUGGUCACUUGGCUUUAAAGAUGGAUAUGUCAAAAGCCUUUGAUAGGCUAGAAUGGAAGUUUCUUAUGAAUGUUCUUAAGAAGUUUGGCUUUUCUGAAAAGUUCUGUCAGCUCAUACAUCAAUGUAUCUCAACUACACAAAUUGAGAUUAUGGUUAAUGGAUCUCCAUCUCCUUCUUUCAAACCUACAAGAGGUAUUAGGCAAGGGGAUCCUCUCUCCCCUUACCUGUUUAUUCUAGCAAUGGAGGCAUUCUCAAGAAAUAUGAAUCAUUAUGAAGUCACAAAACAAUUAACAAGUAUGAAAAUAUUAAGAUCUGCUCCAAAGAUUAACCAUUUGCUAUUUGCAGAUGAUUGUCUCUUGUUUUGCAAGGCAAACUUAGACCAAACCAGGAAGCUUCUCCAACUUAUAGAAGACUUUAGUUUUUGCUCUGGUCAGCUCAUCAAUUUCCAUAAAUCAGCAAUUUAUUUUACCAAGAAUAUGUCUCCUUCAUCUUUUCAAACAGUAAGUGGUUUUCUUCAGGUCAGUUCACCAUAUGCUGAGUUUCAAAUUACCAUAUUCUACCAUCAAGAAAAUGAACUCAACACAUCAAAAGUUCUGGAGGAAAAAAGAGUCAAACAAGGGAAGGCAACUGAUAACUUGGAAAAGUGUGAAUGCUCCAAAGAAGGAGGGUUGGGCUUUAGAGAUCUGCAUCUGUUCAAUAGAGCUCUCUUGGCAAAAUCCGCAUGGAGAUUGUGUACAGAUCAGACUUCUAUAUGUGCUAAAUCUUUACAGGAAAAAUACUUCCCUGAUGGCCAAGUUUCUAAUAUAAAGAAAAGCAAAAACACCACUUGGUCUUGGACUAGCAUCAGUUCUGAGAUUAACUUCAUCCUCAAGUUCAGUUUUUGGUCUCUUGGUAAUGGCCAUAAAAUUCUUAUCUGGAAGAAUAACUGGGUGCAUGGAAUGCAUGAACCGCCAAUUCCUAAACAAGGUGCUAUUAAUACUUCCCAUUAUACUCACGUUUAUCAACUUAUGGCUGCUGACAACUGCAGUUGGAAUUCAGAUAUGCUAUUCUCACUUUUUGAAGACCAAACUGCAAAUGCUAUUCUUAAUAUUAAUAUUUUUCCAGACUAUGAAGAUAAACUUGUUUGGACCUUGGAGAAAAAUGGAGGUUUCUCAGUCAAGUCUGCCUACAAGAAAAUGUUUCAAGAGAAAAAUGCAGGUCAAAUAGUUAGUGAUGCUAUGAAGAGUGUUUUUAAGAGGCUGUGGAGGUUGCCAUUAUUGCCAAGAGUCCAGCAAUUUCUCUGGAAAUGUGUGAGGGAUGUUCUGCCUUCAAGAGAUAAACUAAUGCAUGUUAUUCAAGAUGGUGAUUAUAGUUGUUCUUUCUGCAAGCAAGUCACUGAAACAGCUUCUCACUGUAUUCUGGAAUGCCACAUCGUUCACUUGGUCUGGAAGUAUCUUUCUGAUUUCACUGACAUGUGUAGGAAGAAAACUGUAAAGCCUCAUAGGCAGAACAGAUAUAAUUUGCAUUGGUCUCCUCCUCCCAGAGGAACAGACAUCUAA